Molecule: messenger RNA, 453 nt
Organism: Gastrolobium bilobum
Lineage: Eukaryota; Viridiplantae; Streptophyta; Magnoliopsida; Fabales; Fabaceae
Product: serine/threonine-protein phosphatase PP-X isozyme 2-like
Biological process (GO): peptidyl-serine dephosphorylation; double-strand break repair via homologous recombination
Cellular component (GO): nucleus; cytoplasm
Molecular function (GO): protein serine/threonine phosphatase activity
Source: RefSeq, a predicted model, not a curated record
AUGGCUUUCGUAUGUGGAAAAACACACUGCAGCUUGUCCGCCCUAAUUGAAAACAGGAUUUUCAGUGUUCAUGGUGGUCUUUCUCCUGCCAUUUCAACAUUGGAUCAGAUACGAACUAUUGAUCGGAAGCAAGAAGUACCUCAUGAUGGUGCUAUGUGUGACCUCCUAUGGUCAAAUCCUGAAGAUAAUGUGGAUGGAUGGGGGCUGAGUCCCCGUGGUGCUGUGGUAAUGGAAGGAUAAUGGAUGUUCAAUAACCAGAUAGUUACUGUCUGGUCAGCUCCAAAUUAUUGCUACAGAUAUGGUAAUGUAGCUGCAAUUCUGGAGUUGAAUGGGAAUCUUAAUAAGCAGUUCUGUGUGUUUGAUGUUGCUCCACAGGUUGGUAGGCAAAAUCACUUCAUAUUGAUUAUCAUUUUAUCAACAGGGGUACCUGCUAACAUUGACUACUACUUUUAA